Castor canadensis (American beaver) is the source of this 2525-nucleotide messenger RNA. It is a transcript of the gene Lrfn4, whose product is annotated as leucine rich repeat and fibronectin type III domain containing 4. Gene Ontology annotation, molecular function: protein binding. The record is from RefSeq and is a predicted model, not a curated record. Gene Ontology annotation, biological process: synaptic membrane adhesion; regulation of postsynaptic density assembly; regulation of presynapse assembly. NCBI's taxonomy places the organism in Eukaryota, Metazoa, Chordata, Mammalia, Rodentia, Castoridae. Gene Ontology annotation, cellular component: postsynaptic density membrane; glutamatergic synapse; cell surface.
GGGGAGGAGGUUGGCAAAUCCAGGGGACGCCAGGAAAAGGAAGUUCCGGGACCCUCCCUGCUCUGGGCCCACCUCCGCUUCCUGCCUCAUGCCUCACCUUGUCCCCAGCGCCUGGACUCCCCCUAACUGCUUGGGAAAUGUGACCUUAACUCUGGGGGGCUUGGCUCUCAGCCCCAACCUUCCUUCCUCGGGUCCUUUGAGCCUCUGAACCCACCUUUCCCCAGGCCAGGCUCUGGAAACUGGCUCCUGGGACUGUGCUCUGGGCACAAGUGGGCACCUGCGCCAGCCCCACCUGUGCUUGGGCUGCGGCCCUUCCCCACAGGGCGCUCACCAUGGCCCCGCCGCUCCUACUGCUCCUGCUGGCCAGUGGAGCAGCUGCUUGCCCACUGCCCUGUGUCUGCCAGAACCUGUCGGAAUCGCUCAGCACCCUUUGUGCCCACCGAGGCCUGCUAUUUGUGCCACCCAACGUGGACCGGCGCACAGUGGAGCUGCGGCUGGCUGACAACUUUAUCCAGGCCCUUGGGCCACCGGACUUUCGCAACAUGACAGGGUUGGUGGACCUGACGCUGUCUCGCAAUGCCAUCACUCGCAUUGGGGCCCGCGCCUUUGGGGACCUGGAGAGCCUUCGCUCUUUGCACCUGGACGGCAACAGGCUGGUGGAGCUGGGCAGUGGCAGUCUGCGGGGCCCGGUCAACCUGCAGCACCUCAUCCUCAGCAGCAACCAGCUGGGCCGCAUUGCACCAGGGGCCUUCGACGACUUCCUGGACAGCCUGGAGGACCUGGACCUGUCCUACAACAACCUCCGGCAGGUACCCUGGGCUGGCAUCGGUGCCAUGCCUGCUCUGCACACCCUCAAUCUGGACCACAACCUCAUUGACGCGCUGCCACCAGGCGCCUUUGCCCAGCUGGGUCAGCUUUCCCGCCUUGACCUCACCUCCAACCGCCUGGCCACACUGGCACCGGAUCCGCUCUUCUCCCGAGGGCGGGAUGCAGAGGCCUCUCCUGCCCCCCUCGUGCUGAGCUUCAGUGGGAACCCCCUGCACUGCAACUGUGAGCUGCUGUGGCUGCGGCGGCUGGCCCGGCCUGAUGACCUGGAGACCUGUGCCUCCCCACCAGGCCUGGCUGGCCGAUACUUCUGGGCUGUGCCAGAGGGCGAGUUCUCCUGUGAGCCGCCCCUCAUUGCCCGUCAUACACAGCGCCUGUGGGUGCUGGAGGGCCAAAGGGCCACAUUACGGUGCCGGGCCCUUGGUGACCCUGCGCCCACCAUGCACUGGGUUGGCCCUGACGACCGGCUGGUUGGCAAUUCCUCCCGCGCCUGGGCUUUCCCCAAUGGGACCCUGGAGAUUGGGGUGACAGGUGCUGGGGAUGCUGGAGGCUACACCUGCAUUGCCACCAACCCUGCUGGUGAGGCCACGGCCCGUGUGGAGCUUCGGGUGCUGGCCUUACCCCAUGGUGGGAACACCAGUGCUGAGGGUGGCCGCCCUGGGCCCUCGGACAUUGCUGCCUCAGCUCGAACUGCUGCAGAGGGCGAGGGGACUAUGGAGUCUGAGCCAGCUGUGCAGGUGACAGAGGUGACUGCCACCUCAGGGCUGGUGAGCUGGGGCCCAGGGCGGCCUACUGACCCCGUGUGGAUGUUCCAAAUCCAGUACAACAGCAGUGAAGAUGAGACCCUCAUCUAUCGGAUUGUUCCAGCCUCCAGCCACCACUUCCUGCUAAAGCACCUGGUUCCUGAUGCUGACUAUGACCUCUGCCUGCUGGCCCUGUCGCCUGCCAUUGGGCCCUCCGACCUCACAGCAACUAGGCUGCUGGGCUGUGCCCACUUCUCCACACUGCCAGCCACACCCCUGUGCCACGCGCUGCAGGCCCAUGUGCUGGGCGGGACCCUGACUGUGGCUGUGGGGGGGGUGCUGGUGGCUGCCUUACUGGUCUUCACUGUGGCCUUGCUGGUUCGGGGCCGGGGAACUGGGAACGGCCGCCUCCCACUCAAGCUCAGCCACGUCCAGUCCCAGACCAACGGAGGCCCCAGCCCCAUACCCAAGACCCACCCACCACGCAGCCCCCCACCCCGCCCCCAGCGCAGCUGCUCCCUGGACCUGGGAGAUGCUGGUGGGUGCUACGGGUAUGCCAGGCGUCUAGGGGGGGCCUGGGCCCGGCGGAGCCACUCUGUGCAUGGAGGGCUGCUGGGGGCAGGCUGUAGGGGUGUGGGGGGCAGUGCAGAGCGGCUGGAGGAGAGUGUGGUGUGAUGGGUGGGGCAGCUUUCCUGUGCCCUGAGGAAAAAGCAGUGUACCAGCCAGAAGGCCCAGCCUGGGUGGCAGUACCACCCCAGGCCUCUCUGGUUUUUAUCCUCGGUACCUCAGGCUCCCCGUGUUCUUGGUGGGACAGCAGGCCCUUUCCUUGGUUCUGGCCUUCAGACUAAGGUAAAGGAGCAGGUCCCUCCGACAGGUGCUCUGAGCCAUCAAGGUAGAGGCUGCAGCCACCAAGUGGGAUCUUAUUUCUAUUUAUAAUAAAAUUGUUGAGGAUAUCUC